Echinops telfairi (small Madagascar hedgehog) is the source of this 1059-nucleotide messenger RNA. It is a transcript of the gene ANKRD33, whose product is annotated as ankyrin repeat domain 33. Gene Ontology annotation, molecular function: protein binding. Lineage: Eukaryota; Metazoa; Chordata; Mammalia; Afrosoricida; Tenrecidae. The record is from RefSeq and is a predicted model, not a curated record. Gene Ontology annotation, biological process: negative regulation of transcription by RNA polymerase II; negative regulation of transcription regulatory region DNA binding.
AUGGUUGCCUGCGACCAUGACUUCGCGACCCUGCUUAGCCACUGCCCUUUCCUGGAUGUGAACCAGCAGGACAAGGAGGGGGACACGGCCCUCUUCCUGGCCGUCUAAGCAGGCCAUGUGCCCCUGGUGAAUCUCCUGCUCAGCUCCUACACGGGCCUGGACCUGGAGCCCCGGGACCAGCGGGGGCUCACGGCCCUGAUGAAGGGUGCUGUGCGGGACCCCGCCGAGUGCAUGGCCACCCUCCUCAUGGCAGGUGCUGACCUGACAGCGGUGGACCCCAUUCGGGGCAAGUCAGCUCUGGAGUGGGCAGUGCUGACUGACAGCUUCUCCACAGCGUGCAGGAUCCGGCGGCUGCUGCAGCGGCCCCGAGUGGAGCAGCUCAGCCAGCACUACCAGCCAGAGUGGCCAGCCUUGCCCAGGCUGGUGGCCCAGGUGCAGAGGGCCCCGUCCCUGUUAGAGAAACUGCAGGCCACCUUGAGUCACUCCUUCCCCCAGGCUCCUCAGGAAGGGGGCGUCAUGGACCUCCUGGUGACCGUCACAACCAGCCUGGCCAGUCCCUUCCUCACCAUGGCCUGCCGCACCCUGUGUCCCGACCGCCCACCUGCACCGGGCACCAGAAGUAUAUCUGUGCCAGAGCUGCUGGGCACUGCCCCACCCCCACCCUUGGCCCCCAGCCGUCCCCAGCAGUCUAGUCCCCGGGUCUUUGCCCCUUACCAGAACCCUCAGGGCCUGUUGAACCUGUGCCCUCCAUGGCUAUACCCCACCGACAGUUGCAACCCCAGGAUCUUCCUCUCCCAGGCACCCUGGUCUCCUGGUCUGCACAAGCAGACCCCCAAGCCAGGGGGAAAUCGCAGACUGGCCCCUCCUGUCUGGCGGUACCAGGAGCUCAGGAUGGAGAGGAGGACGAGGAGGAGGAGACUUGGUGUGCGCCCAGCCUGGGGACAGCUGGAGGCCCAACCUGAGCAGGAACUCCUGGACUUCGGGUUGGGCAAUAUAUCCAGCAGGGGGCGCCUCUCUGCCUCGGAGAAGACCCACCUCCGUCCCCAGUCACCGGGGUAG